This is a messenger RNA of Oncorhynchus keta (chum salmon), 3826 nucleotides long. It is a transcript of the gene ptpn3, whose product is annotated as protein tyrosine phosphatase non-receptor type 3. Gene Ontology annotation, cellular component: cytoskeleton; cytoplasmic side of plasma membrane; cytoplasm. The coding region runs from base 563 to 3202 and encodes 879 amino acids. The transcript is spliced from 27 exons. Gene Ontology annotation, biological process: protein dephosphorylation. Lineage: Eukaryota; Metazoa; Chordata; Actinopteri; Salmoniformes; Salmonidae. Gene Ontology annotation, molecular function: protein tyrosine phosphatase activity; protein binding. The record is from RefSeq and is a predicted model, not a curated record.
CCCAACAUUCCCAACCAACGCGGCUCUGAGACCAGUCUGCAGGGGGGAACACACAGCCAUAACGGGUACCUCCCCAACAUUCCCAACCAACGCGGCUCUGAGACCAGUCUGCAGGGGGGAACACACAGCCAUAACGGGUACCUCCCCAACAUUCCCAACCAACGCAGCUCUGAGACCAGUCUGCAGGGGGGAACACACAGCCAUAACGGGUACCUCCCCAACAUUCCCAACCAACGCAGCUCUGAGACCAGUCUGCAGGGGGGAACACACAGCCAUAACGGGUACCUCCCCAACAUUCCCAACCAACGCAGCUCUGAGACCAGUCUGCAGGGGGGAACACACAGCCAUAACGGGUACCUCCCCAACAUUCCCAACCAACGCAGCUCUGAGACCAGUCUGCAGGGGGGAACACACAGCCAUAACGGGUACCUCCCCAACAUUCCGAAACCAACGCGGCUCCACAUACUCGUCCCUCUAUUGAUUUGAAUGUGUUGACAGUUGGAGAAAUAGCUUGAGCCGCAUUGAGAAUUAGAAAAAGGUUGAGUAACCUGCUGUAACAGACAUGCCCAAACCUGAUCUACUGUGUUUGGUUCAACUACUGGACAACACUAUCCAGACCUUUACAGUCAACAAGCAGGAUGCAGGUGAGGUUUUACUGGAGCAGGUGUGUAACCAGCUGGGUCUGCUGGAGAGACACUUCUUCAGUCUGCAGCUACGAGACUCCAACACCACCAUCGUCACUCAAACACACUCUCCUAGGUGGCUGGAGGCCAACAAACCACUGAAGAAGCAGCUGAAAGGAGUUGUCUCUCCAUUCUACCUGACCCUCCGAGUCCGAUUCUUCAUCUCAGACCCCAACUCUCUACAGCAUGACCAGACCAGACAUAUGUACUUCCUCCAGAUCAGGAGUGACAUCAGAGAGGGCAGGUUGAAGUGUCCUCUGAGUGCAGCUGUAGUACUGGCUUCCUAUGCUGUGCAGUCUGAGCUAGGUGACUACUCCCCAGACCUUCUCCCUGGUUACCUGUCCAAAAGCCACUUCCUCCCGGAGCAGGAUGAUGACUUCCUGUCUAGAGUGGAGGCUCUGUACCCAGGGCACAGGGGGCUGAAGCAGAGUGAGGCAGAGCUGUGUUUUCUCAACACAGCAAGAACUCUGGAGAUGUAUGGAGUGGAGCUACACACUGCCAUGGUAAGACUCCGACAGUUCCCCCUAUUGGUGGGAUUGGCCUCAGGGGGCGUGGCUAUCUUCUGUAACAUGAUUUGCUCCAGUUUCUUCCCCUGGGUGAACAUCAUCAAGAUAUCCUUCAAGAGGAAACGCUUCCUUAUGCAGCUCAGACGCAAACAUGGGGAGACGCAGGACUGUGUGGUGAGCCUGGUCCUGCCGUGCCCCAGGGCCUGUAAGAACCUGUGGAGGUCAUGUGUGGACCAUCACUGCUUCUUCUACACCAACAUGGCAACCUGUAGCCCACACCACACCAACCUGGCAACCCAGAUACACAACAAGCUGCUCCCACAACACUGGGCCUUGGGCAGCACUAAAACAGACAGUGGUCCAGUGUGUAAGAAAGUGAUGGGUGGGAUGGAGUGGAACCCAGCUCUGAGGGGAUCCACCUCGUCAGAACACAUGGAGACCAAGAGCCUACCGUCCCGAUCCCCCCCGCUCACACCCAACUGGCGGAGUCCUCGUGUGCGUCAUGGUGCCCGUAAACCCCGCCCCUCCUCAGUGGAGCUGAACAAUGACCUGCGAGAUGUGUCGGAGGGGGAGGAUGUCUUUUACACCUACAGGGUCUCCCUCAGCAGCAGCAGGGGCAGCCACGAGGGCACGCCUACACACAGUUUUUCUGGCACUCACAGCCAAGGAGGUGGAUGGUCGCAGGUUGAUGACAUCAGCACAGGAGAGGAAGACAUUAAGGCCACCUCUCACUACCGGGACAAGCGUGCUCUUGGUGAUGGCGAUCUGCUAUUGGUGCGUCUCGCUCCUGAUCACGAUGGAAAGUUUGGUUUCAAUGUCAAAGGUGGCGUGGACCAGAAGAUGUCCCUGGCCAUAUCCCAGGUCAACCCUGACUCCCCUGCGGGGCGGGUUGAGCCAAGGUUGUUGGAAGGUGACCAGGUCGUGCUGAUCAACGGUCGCGACAUCUCUGAACACACGCAUGACCAGGUGGUCAUGUUUAUAAGAGCCAGCAGAGAGUCCCACUCCAGAGAACUGGCUCUGCUUAUACGACGCAAAGGUCCAGGGCGUGUGGCCCCCCUGCUGCAGUUUCCCUCUGCCCUGUCUCUGACUGGCCAAUCACACGGUGAUCCACUGCUUCUGCCUGGCCAAUCAGAACAAGGCCAGACACUUGAAGAGUCCAUGAAACAACUGGAGAGGGGAAUCCAGACAGGCACUCUCACCUUCCACUUCGAGAACCUGUACAUGAGGAAGCCUGGCCUGUCAGUAGCCUGCGCUCGUCUCCCUGAGAACACAGACAAGAACAGAUACAAGGACGUGCUGCCCUAUGACAUCUCCAGAGUGGUACUUCAGGACCAAGAGGACUACAUCAAUGCAAGCCACAUCACGGUGAUGCCCCCAGGGUCUGGUGUGUGUCUGCGGUACAUUGCAGCUCAAGGACCGCUGCCUCAGACCUGCACUCACUUCUGGCAGAGUGUGUGGGAGCAUCACACACACACCAUCAUCAUGCUCACCACACUCACCGAGAGAGGACGGACUAAGUGCCACCAGUACUGGCCACACCCUCCUGAAGUGAGGGAUUAUGGGUACCUGAGGGUCAGCUGCCACUCUGAGGAAUGCAACCUGGCCUACGUCACACGCCAAUUCACCCUCACACACACACAGCUGGGAGAGGAGCGUUCUGUGACCCACCUGCAGUAUGUAGCAUGGCCAGACCAUGGUGUACCUGAUGACCCCUCAGACUUCCUGCUGUUCAUCACCUCUGUAAGAGAGAGGAGGACAGGAGACACACCACUUAUGGUGCACUGCAGCGCAGGGAUUGGGCGUACAGGUGUUCUCAUUACCAUGGAGACGGCGUUGUCGCUGUUGGAGAGCGGUCGACCUGUGUUCCCUCUGGACAUCAUCAGGACGCUCCGAGACCAGAGGGCCAUGAUGAUCCAGACCACGUGUCAGUUCCGGUUUAUGUGUGAGGCCAUCCUGCGUGUCUACAGAGAGAGAGAAGAGAGUAUUCUGCAACACCACCCUCAGCACUGCUAAUGGACCAUUAACAGGAGGUUGGGGGACAGCUAUCCACAAUGCUAGGCUAACAGAAGGAUAGGAGGUGGGGGGACAGCUAUCCACAAUGCUAGGAUAACAGGAGAAGAGUACUGCUUGCCCCAGCGCUAGGCUAACAGGAGAUGACAGCUAGGCUGUAGCCUUAGAGCCAUAGCACUCCAAUAGCCUUAAGUGCUCGGCAACGGCUAGUUUUCUGUUGCUACAGCACAUAACGAGCCAUAGUGCCGAAUGUGCUCAGCUAGUCCUAUCCUUAUGUUAGCCAUAGAGCACCGCUAGCAGGGAAGGACCAUGUACUGUAAAGGUAUUUUUUACAUUUAUUUAAAACAAAACAAAAAUGUAAUUAUCUGGGACCAAAGCGCUACUAUAUGAGUGACUGAAGACUGUAUCUCAGUUCCUCUUGAGUGGCGGCUAUAUAGCUUUCCUAAUAGUGGAUUGAUGCAAGUUCCUCCUGAGCGGCGGCUAUAGGAUUGACUGGUCUGUCUGCAUUGUUGGGAGAGUGUUGUGGAUUCACAGUAGAGAUGAACACUGCCAGAGCCACCACACACACUACCCCCGAUCCCACCUUCCCUAAAUUAUUGACACAUUGAAUAAACACACUGAAAUCUA